Molecule: messenger RNA, 2352 nt
Organism: Aspergillus candidus
Lineage: Eukaryota; Fungi; Ascomycota; Eurotiomycetes; Eurotiales; Aspergillaceae
Product: chitin deacetylase
Exons: 5
Coding region: 1-2352 (783 amino acids)
Biological process (GO): carbohydrate metabolic process
Molecular function (GO): hydrolase activity, acting on carbon-nitrogen (but not peptide) bonds
Source: RefSeq, a predicted model, not a curated record
AUGGCGGACCGACAGGCUGUCCAGCAGAAUGUCAACUCUCUGCUCUCCAAGCUUGAUGACCCCGAUCCGGACAUGCGAUACAUGUCGCUGAACGACCUUCUCGGCAUCCUGAGCGCCCCUACUUCUUCCUUCCUGUCCCACGACCAGCACUCCUCGUCGCGUCUGGCGGACGGUCUCCUCAAGGCCCUGGAUGACCAACAUGGCGAUGUCCAGAACCAAGCCCUAAAAUGUCUCGCCCCCCUCGUCGUUCGACUGCCAACCGACAGCCUCACCUCCAUCCUGGAACAGCUCUCCGCCCUGACGGCCUCCCAGACCGUCGACACCUCCGUGCCCAACACCGCCCUGAGAACCAUUGUCACGGCCCUGCCCCGCCCGCAGACCGGUCAGCCACCGAGCCCCGAGGUCGCCUCCGCGUACGCUUCUAUUGCCAAGGUCUUGAUUCCGCGCCUGGUCGGCCCCACCCCAUCCCCCUUCAGCCGCCGGGGGUCCACCGUCAAAGGCAUGCUGGAGAAGGACCAAUCCCGGGGUUUCAGCAGUGACGCCAUCGACGUCCUCAUCCAGGUCGUCACCUGUUUCGGUGCCUUGCUCAAGGACUCCGAAUUGACCGGCCUGAAGGCCUCGGUCAUGUCCAUCAUCGACAAUGACACGGCUGGUACCGUCGUCACCAAGAGAGCGCUGGCUGCUAUCUCCGCCCUGGUCCUCCACUUCUCCGACGCCCAGCUGAGUACGUUUGUGUCGGAGCUCGUCGAACGGUUCAACUCGCCGCAGUUGAGCAUCGUCCGUCGCCGCCACCUGAUCGCCGCCGUCGGCAGCAUUGCCCGAAGCGCCCCGGCCAAGUUCGGGCCGCACCUGCCCACGCUGGCCCCGUUUGUGUUUUCGGCGGUGGGCGAGACCGAUCUGAGUCAGCCAGACUUGAUACUAUUGAUGAUCGUGGAUUCGGUCGACCGGCGAUGCUUCAACUACUUGCUGAAGCUAGACCAUCUCAUCCUGGAUCGUACAUGCCGUUUUCUCAACCUUGACACGGUUGGGCGUUGCCCCCACGCAGCUUCCCUAUCCAUCUUGGAGCACCAUGUCGCCCCUUCCAAAGAAAACAUUACCCCCGGCGUCAACAUGCAUCUUUCUACCGUCCUUGCCCUAUCAGGCAUUGGCUUACUGGGAUGCACGACUGCUCUCCAUAUCGCGGAGCUUCCGAAUACCAAGCCCUACAAUGUUGUGCCGGUGUCAGGGGCCACCAGCUCCCCCAAUACGCUGACUCCACGUGCGGAACAAGCCCGAUGUGGACCUGGAUUUGGUCAUUGCACGGAUGACAACUGCUGCUCCACCGCAGGUAGGUUCUCCACAUCACACUGCCGCUCACCGGACUGUCAGAUUGACUUUGGUCACUGUGACGCACUUGAAGUCCCCGGCGGCAACCCCACGGACGACGUGCCUCGACCCAAACUUGGCAGUGUCCCAUACGGCCCGCAGACCAUUCGAUCCUGCACCAAGCAGGGGGUGGUCGCGCUUACCUUCGACGAUGGGCCCAGAGAACACACCAAGGAUCUUUUGGACCUGCUGGACCGGUACAAGGCUAAGGCGACCUUCUUCGUCACCGGAAACAACAACGGCAAGGGGGAGAUCGAUUCUCCCGACCAACCCUGGGCCGACCUGAUUCGCCGCAUGGUCAAUAGUGGCCAUCAACUGGCAAGCCACACCUGGUCCCACCAGGAUCUCAACAAGAUCACCCACGAGCAGCGUCUGACCCAGAUCCUGUUCAACGAGGCUGCGCUUCGCAACAUUCUGGGUAGUUUCCCGACGUACAUGCGGCCACCGUAUUCGAGCUGCACGUCCCAGACGGGGUGCCUGGGUGACCUCGGUGCGCUGGGCUACCAUGUCAUCUUGUACGACAUUGACACCGAGGAUUUCCGUCAUAACUCCCCAGAUCAGAUCCAGAAAUCCAAGGACAUCUUCAAUCAGAACCUGGACAAGAAGAAGCCAUCGUGGCUCGUCAUCGCGCAUGACGUGCAUGAACAGACCGUGCACAAUCUGACGGAACACAUGCUGCAGCGGUUGGCCCACGAUGGGUUCCGAGCCGUGACCGUCGGCGAGUGUCUGGAUGACCCCCCGGAGCUCUGGUACCGUGCCGACGACGGUGACAAUGGACGGCUUUCCCUGAAGAGUUCCGGGAGUUCUCAGAACCCCAAGACAGGCCCUACGCCCAAUGGCAAGCCUAAGAAUGGACCGAAGCUUACGACACACAUGGGAAAAUCGAAGCACCAUCACAAGGCAGCCAAGUCGCAGGCGGCUCCCGUGGUGCAGGUUGGAUUCGGUGUGAUGGGACUGGUUUUGUUGGCGGCGAUUCUGGUUCAGUGA